AUGGCUUCAACUUCAACUGUUUCAAUGGCCUUGCCAUUAACUUAUGCAAGCCAAAAGAGGAUUCCAAGUUCUGAGGCUUUCUUCAAGCCACUCGCAGUGAGGCCAUCUAAGGCUAUGGCGGCAUCAAAAUCCAAUGGUAGAUUUCAAGUCAAUGCUUCGUUGAAGGAGAAGGUGGUCACUGGAUUGACAGCAGGUGCACUCACAGCUUCCAUGCUGAUUCCAGAGGUAGCUGAAGCAGCUGGGUCUGGGGUUUCUCCAUCUCUCAAGAACUUCUUGCUCAGCAUCGUGGCUGGUGGAGUAGUGUUUGGUGCCAUUGUUGGUGCAGUGAUCGGAGUUUCCAAUUUCGACCCAGUUAAGAGGACUUAA
Molecule: messenger RNA, 366 nt
Organism: Dovyalis caffra
Lineage: Eukaryota; Viridiplantae; Streptophyta; Magnoliopsida; Malpighiales; Salicaceae
Source: the annotation of a GenBank genome assembly